Phragmites australis (common reed) is the source of this 1805-nucleotide messenger RNA. RefSeq names its product tryptophan aminotransferase-related protein 3-like. Bases 65 to 1510 code for a protein of 481 amino acids. Gene Ontology annotation, biological process: amino acid metabolic process. The transcript has 5 exons. The record is from RefSeq and is a predicted model, not a curated record. Gene Ontology annotation, molecular function: carbon-sulfur lyase activity; transaminase activity. NCBI's taxonomy places the organism in Eukaryota, Viridiplantae, Streptophyta, Magnoliopsida, Poales, Poaceae.
ACACACACACACACACACAAAAACCAGGCCAAUCGUCGCUUAUUCUGCUAGCUAGGAGCUAGCAAUGGAAGCAGCUGGAGGGACGGCAAGACGACCUGCCGGCCUCGGGCUCCUCGUCCUCCUCUACUCAUCGUUGCUCCUCAACGUGUUCUUCUUCGCGCACCACUUCGUAUCGCCGUCCCACUUGCUCGGCGCGGCCGGUGACUGCGACUGCGGGUUAAGCUGGGCGCUGCAGGCGGCCAGGGAGGCCGAGGCGGUGGCCGCCACGGACUGCUCGGGCCACGGGCAUGUAUUCCUGGAUGGCAUCGCCGCCGAGGACGGGCGGCCCGGGUGCGAGUGCAACCACUGUUUCGGCGGGCCGGACUGCUCCCUCCGGACGCCCAACUGCACCGCCGACGCCGACAGCGGGGACCCGUUGUUCCUGGAGCCUUACUGGAUCCGUCACGCGGCUGCCGGCGCCGUGGUGGUCUCCGGGUGGCACCGCCUGAGCUACAGGACCACGAACGGCCUCUUCCAAUCCGUCGAGCUCGAGAACCAGAUCCGGCGGCUGCACAGGGCCGUCGGCAACGCCGUCGUCGACGACAAGCAUCUGGUCUUUGGCGCCGGCUCCAUGCAGCUCAUCAACGCGCUGGUGUACGCGCUCUCCCCGGAAGCCAACGCUGCCUCGCCACCGGCCCUCGUCGUCGCCACCGCGCCGUAUUACCCGGCAUACAGAAUACAGACCGCGAUGUUCGAUGGCCGGGAGUACAAAUGGGGCGGAACGACAUCUGUAUGGGCCAACGCGUUGCGGAACUCCACCGGCAGCUUAAUCGAGUUCGUCACGUCGCCGAACAACCCCGACGCUCUUCUCCAUAAACCCGUCCUUGGUGCCUCGGCGGCGGCGAUCGUCGACCACGCGUACUACUGGCCGCACUUCACGCACAUCCCGGAGCCGGCCGACGAGGACGUCAUGAUGUUCACCAUGUCCAAGCCCUCCGGCCAUGCCGGCAGCAGAUUGGGAUGGGCGCUGAUCAGGGAUGAGAAUGUGGCCAAGAGGGCAAAAGAGUACGUGCAGAGUAGCAUUAUGGGCGCGUCCCGGGACACCCAGCUGCGGAUGCUGGGGAUCGUGAAGGUCAUGCUGGCCAACCUGCACGGCGAGGAGGACAUAUUCACCUUCGGGCACAAUGUGAUGCGAGCCAGAUGGCGCAGGCUGAACGCCGUCGUGUCGCGGUCCCGCCGCAUCUCGCUGCAGAAGAUCCCUCCCCAGUACUGCACGUACUUCAAGCGGAUCAGAGAGCCGUCGCCAGCCUAUGCUUGGGUGAAGUGCGAGAGGGAGGAAGACGACGACUGCUCCGAGGCACUGCUGAAGGCAAAUAUCAUCACACGUACCGGCGUCAGCAACGAGGCGGGCAGCCGGUACACGAGGAUAAGCCUCCUCAAGUCGGAUGACGACUUCGACGUGCUCAUGGAGAGGGUCACAGAUCUUGUCAAUGCCGAGAAAUAUGAGGCGCCUGGUUCGAGCUCCAUGUGAUGUGGGAAUCCACGGGUGCUUGGAUGAAUACCUAAAAAAUACUGGAGCGAUCAACUCGAAGUUGAUUGUUUUAGUAUAGCAGGUGUACUGGAAAUGAUCAGCUACGCGUUGAUUGUUGUCAGAGUAAGUGAUGAAUAGAAGAAGAAAAAAGUAGUGCCGGGAGAUAUAUAUGUGAUUAAUCGAUAAUAAAUAAUUGUGUAUUCGGUGAUGCGUGAAGCUAUGUAAAUAAUUGAAUUGAUAUAAUUUUUUGCAGCGAUGCGAUUACUGCAGUAACAAACAUGGGUAGCGAUUUGAA